Messenger RNA from Hirundo rustica (Barn swallow), 2240 nucleotides. RefSeq names its product potassium channel tetramerization domain containing 8 (gene KCTD8). The record is from RefSeq and is a predicted model, not a curated record. The coding region runs from base 45 to 1124 and encodes 359 amino acids. NCBI's taxonomy places the organism in Eukaryota, Metazoa, Chordata, Aves, Passeriformes, Hirundinidae. Gene Ontology annotation, molecular function: protein binding. The transcript has 3 exons. Gene Ontology annotation, biological process: regulation of G protein-coupled receptor signaling pathway; protein homooligomerization.
UUUUUAGGAGGGAGACCCUCCUUCGCGGCCGCCCGCUCGCAGCCAUGGCUUUGAAGGAGGCGGGCGGCAGCAUCCUGCCCAUCAGCGAAAUGGUAUCGGGGCCGUCGGGCUCGCCGUUCCCCGAGGUGGUGGAGCUGAACGUGGGGGGCCAGGUGUACGUGACGAGGCACUCCACGCUGCUCAGCGUCCCGGACAGCACGCUGGCCACCAUGUUCUCCCCGUGCCGGGGCGGCCCGGCAGCGGCCCGCCAGCUGCCCAGGGACAGCCGGGCGCGCUUCUUCAUCGACCGCGACGGCUUCCUCUUCAGGUACGUGCUGGAUUACCUGCGGGACAAGCAGCUGGCGCUGCCCGAACACUUCCCCGAGAAGGAACGGCUCCUGCGGGAGGCGGAGUACUUCCAGCUGGGCGACCUGGUGAAGCUGCUGUCGCCCAAGGUCACCAAGCAGAGCUCGCUCAACGACGAGGGCUGCCAGAGCGACCUGGAGGAUAGCAACUCGCAGGGCAGCAGCGACCGGCUUCAGCGGGCGGCGCUGGACAAGCGCUCGGGCUUCCUCACCGUGGGCUACCGCGGCUCCUACACCACGGUGCGGGACAACCAGGCGGACGCCAAGUUCCGCCGCGUCGCCCGCAUCAUGGUGUGCGGUAGGAUCGCCCUGGCCAAGGAGGUCUUUGGAGAGACCCUCAACGAGAGCCGUGACCCCGACCGGCCCCCCGAGAAGUACACCUCCCGCUUCUACCUCAAAUUCACCUACCUGGAACAAGCCUUCGACCGGCUCUCCGAGGCGGGCUUCCACAUGGUGGCUUGCAACUCCACCGGCACCGCCGCCUUCAUCAACCAGUACAGGGACGACAAGAUCUGGAGCAGCUACACAGAGUACAUCUUCUUCAAAUUUAAUAGCUUGUCAUAUGUGGGAGGUCAAAAUGAGGGCCCCCCCAGAGAACUGUUUCCCCCAAACAAGACCAUGAAGAAAGGAAGCAUGACAAAGUUUUGGACAAGGGCAGUGAAAGUGGGACUUCCUGUAAUGAGUUGUCCACCUCAAGCUGUGACAGCCACUCGGAAGCGAGCACCCCUCAAGAAAAUGCCACCAGCACUCAGCCAUCAGCCCACCAGCCAAAUACUCUGACGUUGGAUCGUCCGGCUAAGAAGGCCCCAGUGCAGUGGAUGCCUCCACCAGACAAACGCAGGAACAGUGAACUCUUUCAAACUCUCAUUAGCAAGUCCAGAGAAACAAAUCUUUCCAAAAAGAAGGUGUGUGAGAAGCUGAGUGUUGAGGAAGAAAUGAGAAAAUGUAUUCAAGAUUUUAAAAAAAUCCACAUUCCAGAUUACUUUCCAGAGCGCAAGCGUCCCUGGCAGUCUGAACUUUUACAGAAAUAUGGGUUAUAGUAAUCAACUCUUUCCUGACGUAUCUCUGAGGCAUUUGGUGUUUGUUACAUUGCCUCUAACUUACUGAUGUCAUCCUCCUGGCCGACUCUGCCACCAGAGCUAUUCCUGCUGCUUAUUUCUUUCUGUGAACAGUGGAUGUUGGAUAGUACAUGUCUUUCUUUAAAAAUAUAUAUAGAAAAAGAUAGAAACUUAAAAAAUGCAAAAGGUGUCUCAUCUAAACCACUUCGUAAUAGCAAAGAAAAAAAUUGCAUGGUCAAGAAAGAUGGUUUUCGAACCACAGUCAGUUGAGCUUCAUUAUUGUUUUGGAACUUAACAAAUAAAAAUCUCAAUCAGUUAACACCUCAUUUUAUGUCACCCUUAAAAAUGACUCAGACUUGCUAAGGAUGAAGAGAAACAGGGUUUAAAAUCCAAUUGAACUGGUUUUGGAACUAAUUCCCAACAUUCUCUAAAUGUUAAUGCAAUAAAGCAAAUACCUAUUUUGCAUGAGCACAAUAUUACAAAUAAAUCACACAAGAACAAGAGGUUGUCUGUUGCUUGGAGAAUUACUUGUUCGAUAACAAGCCUAUAAACAUAAAAUGUCUAAGGGAUUGAAUUUACUUUGUUCUGAUCUGUGAUUUUUUUGUGUGUACAGUGUUCUGUAUGUAAGGAUGGUGUAGAUAUGCCUUAUAUUGUUUUAUUAUUGCACCAACAAUGUUCAUCUAUUAGUGCUUGUCAGGAUUAUUUCUGUGAAAUGCAAAUUUAUGGCAGAUUGUGAAAACUGGUUUGAUGGUCUGAAAGUUUUUGUUAUGUUAGUCACUAAAAAUGGAGAAAAAUAAAAGAGAGUUUAAUGUAUUUAUUAAAAGAAUCAUCUUGUAGA